Malaya genurostris is the source of this 2509-nucleotide messenger RNA. RefSeq names its product zinc finger protein 512B-like. The record is from RefSeq and is a predicted model, not a curated record. The transcript is spliced from 2 exons. Lineage: Eukaryota; Metazoa; Arthropoda; Insecta; Diptera; Culicidae. Bases 30 to 1946 code for a protein of 638 amino acids.
UCUCUCAAACCAUCUAUAGGAGUAUCGCUAUGAAGUUUACGAUACUAGCCGCAUUCCUGGCCGCGGCAUGCACGGCGGCACUGGCACUGGGAUCCGACAAACAAACGGGAACCGAUCGUGACUACGCCGGUCACGAUCGGCAGCUGGAGCAGACCCCGGCGGAGGACCGAAAAUGGCCAACGGCCACCGUGCGCAAGGUGGAGAAACGACACAGCGGCAAGAAGAUUCACAUCUUCCUUGGAAAAACGGGAAAAAGUAAGAAAUCUGGCAAAAAGCAAACGGAUAGCGAUGGGGCCGAAACGCAAACACACAAGACUCCCGAGCUGACCACCCGCUCGGAUAAAGCAGAGGAUCAGGCGGCUUCCGCAACUUCCGAUGCGCCGGACACCGCCGUUGGGGAAAGUCAGCACUACGACAUCCCGGAGCACAACAUCGUGAAAGAGAAGAUCAAGAUCAAGCAUCACCAUCACCAUCAUCAUCACAACCACGUGAAAACGGUAGUGAAGAAGGAACCGUACCCGGUGGAGAAGGUGGUACAGGUGCCGAUUGAGAAAAUUGUUCACGUGCCGAAGCCUUAUCCGGUAGAAAAGAUCGUUGAAAAAGUUGUGCAUGUUCCGGUGGAAAAAAUUGUCCAUGUGCCCAAGCCUUACCCGGUCGAGAAAAUUGUCGAGAAGAUCGUCCAUGUGCCUAAACCCUAUCCAGUUGAGAAGAUCGUUGAAAAACCAAUUCAUAUCGCCAAACCUUACCCAGUAGAAGUCAAGGUUCCGUAUCCUGUUGAGAAAAUCGUUCACGUAGAUAAACCCUACCCGGUGGAGAAGAUCGUAGAGAAGAUAGUUCACGUUCCGAAACCAUAUCCGGUGUAUAAGCAAGUACAUGUUCCCGUCGAAGUAAAGGUUCCGUACGAGGUGCCCAAACCGGUACCGUAUCCCGUCGAGAAGAAGGUUCCUUAUCCGGUGGAAGUGAAGGUACCCUAUGAAGUUGAACGCAAAAUUCCGGUCCCCGUCAAAGUUGAGGUAGAGAAAAAGGUGCAUGUACCUGUGAAGGUUUAUGUGCCGAUAGAGAAAAAAGUUCCUUACCCAGUACCUGUUAAGUCUUCUUCAUACCAAUUGCAGUUCGAUAAGGACGAGGGAUACUCCAGCACAAGGCUACAUCCGUUCGAAUCACAGCAUCACGAAGUAAAGCAUUACGGCGAUGAAUACUACAACGGAGAGGAGGGAUACAGGAGAACUACCAAAACAACAUACAAAAAGAACAAAUCGAAGAAAACCAAGAAAACUGAAGCAGAUUACAAGCAGUCGGGUCAACAGCAAUCGGCCCCGGUGACUGAAGAGAAUCACGAGAAUCAAUCUGGAUCCUAUGGUUCCAGUUCCAGCUCAGAAAACCAACAGCUACAACAAAAUGGGGCCCAUUAUUCACACACAACGAUCUACAAUCAUGCGCAUUCGCCAGCCCACCACACAAGUGCACAACAACAAUAUCAACAACAGCAACAGCAACAACAACAGCAACAACAACAACAACAGCAACACCAACAGCAGCAACAAAAUCAGCAACAAUACAACAGUCAGGAAAGUACCAACUACUUCACCCAGCAGCUAAUGCAGUACCACCAACAGCAACCCAAAUACGGGCCCUCGAUUUUCCCUCAGCAAAACGACUAUCAGUCCCAGUCCUCGAGCAAUGAAAACCAGUACAGUCACAGUGAUCACUACGGUUCUGGUACUACCCAGCAAGAAACGAUUGUGACGCCAGCAUCGGCGGCGGCCGCUCAGUUCAGCUACGAUAUAUCGCAGCAGGCGUUGCCACAAGGUUUUGCCCUGACGGCACCGUCCAAUCCGGGAGCCAUGCUGCAGCUCGAGUCCCAACCGCAUUCGUUCCAUCUCGUUCAACUAUCGCCAUUCCAGUACCAGACUCCGACGGGAUUCUCCCUGCCGAGUGCAAGAUAACCGUUCUACAUCCUUCUUCCUUUCCUCCAGAAGGGGGAGUAGAACAGCGUUUGAAUCGAAGACUGUGAAUCAACCCAAUUCCUUCGCACCGUUAAGUCCAGUGGAUUCGCACCGCUAUUUAUGGGGAUCGCCCUCCAGUCCUGAGAAGAAAAGAACAGAAAAAGAAUACCAAAAAAAACGCUAUUUUUGUAAAAUAGUAUUUUUAUUCAAUUGUUUUCUAGUGCCCUAGUGUUUAAGCCUUUGCCUGAGGUCAGCCGUACACCGGAAUUGCCUGCCGUCCACGUGUAUAUCGAGUGAUUUUGUCCGCGGUCAGGCCCUGUACAGUUUUGUCCUUUUUUUUAAUGUAUUGAUAGAAAGAAAACCAAAGCUCAUUAUCAAUGUAAGCGUGAUAUUAAGGUAGUUUUCUUUUCCCGGGAGAGUUUCCUGUGUUUGUGGUCGCGUUACCGAGAUAGCAGCAGAAAAUAGCCCCAAACUAAUACUGACAUCUUGCGAAAAGAAAAAAAAAAUAGAACAACACAAAAACGUUUUGUAAAUAGUAUACUUCCUUCUAUUGAAGACACUGA